This is a messenger RNA of Fonticula alba, 669 nucleotides long. RefSeq lists its product as hypothetical. The coding region runs from base 1 to 669 and encodes 222 amino acids. Lineage: Eukaryota; Rotosphaerida; Fonticulaceae. The record is from RefSeq and is a predicted model, not a curated record. The transcript has a single exon.
AUGCGACCCCUGCGGCCUCUGGCUCCCGGCGGGCAGCUGCUGGCCCUGCCGGCCGUGCUGGAAGUGGAGGUCACCGCGCAUCCGCAAUUUUUGCUGUCCUCCCCCGACCAGCCCCUUCGGGCACGUCGCUUGCGCCAGCCCCAGUGGCGCGGGGCCGGUCCAGCGACCAAGGUCCGGCGGGUUGGCGAAAUGCCGCCACCCGUGCCGGCUCCGGCCUCCUUCGCCUCCUCAACGAGCACCCUCUCCGCGGCCCUGGUGAGUGCGGUGUCCACGGCUGGAGGCGCAUCUCGGCCGGUGUCCCCCCGGCCGGCGUCCAUCCCGGCCUCCCGCUUGACCGGGUCUCUGAUGGACUCCCUAUUGUUGGGGGCACUCGCCACGGGUUCGGCGCCGGCGCCGGCACCUGUGCCUGUAUUCGCACCAGCUCCAGCGAAAGACGCCAAGCCCACCCGAGCUGUUGGGCGUGCUGUGGCGGUUCCCCUCCGUCUUGGCGCACCCGGGGGGGUGCCAAGUGCCGGGCCAUUCCGGCGCUCGAUGGUCUUGGCCAUCCCGCCGGAUUUCGAAACCUCGCGCUUGACGGCGGCCCUGGCCCCGGCAGCCAUGCAUCUGGCCGAGGCCGCCACGGCCCCUGCCGCUAGUGAAGAGCCUUCCCCCACUGCCCCGGGGCCAUAG